AGAUAAAUGAACCAUUGUGUAAUUUCAAAAGCUUCACCAUAUCCGUAUAUAAAAGAAAAGAAUCCCACUAUUUCACUCCAGAACAAAGAUUUCUCUUUUUCCCUCUUUACUCUCUUAACUCACUCUCUCUCUCUCAAAAAUCAAAUCUUUGUCUUCUUUCAAAGUACUUUAAUUUGUUCCUUAAAAGAACACCUCCUUUAUUCACCUGAACAAAAGCCCCACAAAAAGAGAAGAAAAAAAAACUUCACAAAAUGUCUUCAGAAAUAGGUGACAAUAGACGUCCGGCAAGACUACCGGCGCCGAUGAACGGAACACGACCAUCGGAACCUGAGAACUUGCCAUGUCCACGUUGUGAUUCAACAAACACAAAGUUCUGUUAUUACAACAACUAUAAUCUUUCUCAGCCUCGUCACUUUUGUAAGUCAUGUCGUCGUUAUUGGACACGUGGAGGUACCUUACGUAACGUCCCCGUAGGUGGUGGCACACGUAAGAACUCCCACAAACGCCCCCGCACCACAACCAACAUGGGUCAAGCAUCCGGGUCGGGCCAGGCAACCGGGUCGGGUCAAGGUUCGGUUUCGUUGAUGGGUUGUGAAGUGAACCUGAAUGAGUCAGUGCAAGAGGGGGUGAAUAAUGGGGCUUCGUUUACUUCUUUGUUGACGGGUCCUGUAGGGGGUGGUGGGUUUGGGCCGUUAGGUGGAUUUGGGCUUGGGCUAGGUGGGUUUGGGCUUGGGAAUCUUGAUUGGCCCAUGGAGCAAGUAGGAGGGAAUGGAGGGGACGGUGGUGAUAAUGACAAGUGGCAGAUGAGUAACGGUGAGAUUGAAGGUGGUGCUGGCGGUGAUGAUGAUGAUUGUUUUGGUGGUUGGCCUGAUCUUGCUAUAUCAGCACCAGGGACCAGUCUUAAAUGAAGUACUUACUAAGUAGAAAUAAUAAUAUUAUUAUUAUUAUGUACGUACUUUAAUAGUUUCAUGGAAGAAAUCGAAAAAAAGGAGGUGUUUGUUC
Lycium ferocissimum is the source of this 1002-nucleotide messenger RNA. Its product is annotated as dof zinc finger protein DOF3.4-like. NCBI's taxonomy places the organism in Eukaryota, Viridiplantae, Streptophyta, Magnoliopsida, Solanales, Solanaceae. Gene Ontology annotation, biological process: regulation of DNA-templated transcription. The record is from RefSeq and is a predicted model, not a curated record. The coding region runs from base 252 to 908 and encodes 218 amino acids. The transcript has a single exon. Gene Ontology annotation, molecular function: DNA-binding transcription factor activity; DNA binding.